CCGCUGUAGCAUUAAUACAGCUCUGCUGAUCAAUGCUCAGCUCUGCCUGCUGCUGUAAUCCCCGGGAUGAGUCUGAAAGCUGCUGCUUCCUCUGCAGGUUCCAUUUUACCUGACUGCCUUCACAGGAACGAGACUCCAGCAGGAACCUGAGAACAAACCACAGACGAGCUGCAUCACGGAGGACGACGGCCCAGACAGACGGCAGUUUAGUGAGUGAAACUGCAAAGCAUCAUCAUGCCGACUGUGAAGAGCAAGAAGAAGAAAGUGAAGAAGGAGGUCAGUGAAGGAGACGAGCAGAGAGAAGUUGCUGUACAGGAAGUGACCAACAGGAGUCAUUCUGACAGCAGAGACCCUUUGACUCCAGAGCCACAGGAUCCAGCACCACAGAAGAAGAAAAAGAAACGGAAACCAACCACUACAGAUCAGGAAGCAGAGCACACUGAUCUGCCAAAUGGAAACACGGCUGAAGGCGUCAUGGACGGAGAAGAAAUGACUGUUGCUGUAACCAGAAGGAAUAAAAGAAAGAGGAAAGCAAAGGCGACAGAACAUCACAGCGGUGACCUUGGAGCUGAAGAUGAUGAUAUCGCCGCAGAUGCCCAGUCGCCCAUCCCCCAACAUUCGCUAUUCUCCGCCCCCCACGGUCCCAUUCAGCCAGUCAGCAAAGUGUUUAUGGAGAGGAACAGGCGGUUUCAGGCGGAGCAGCAAGGAGCAGGGAUGAUGGACGACUAUAUAGAGACCAGACAAAUGUGGAACACCAGAGACGUUGCUAUAAAGAUCCACAGCAGUUUCAGGGUGAUUGGUCUGUUCUGUCACGGUUUCCUUGCAGGUUAUGCCGUGUGGAACAUCAUUGUUGUGUACAUGUUGGCGGGUGAGCAGAUGUCCACGUUGUCCAACCUGCUGCAGCAGUACCACCGGCUGGCUUACCCGGCUCAGUCUCUGCUCUACCUGCUGCUGGCUGUCAGCACCGUGUCUGCAUUCGACAGGGUGAACCUGGCCAAGGCCUCCAUGGCCCUGAGAGGCUUCUUCACAUUGGACCCUGUUGCUCUGGCUUCUUUUUUGUACUUCAUAGCCCUGAUCCUGUCCCUCAGUCAGCAAAUGACCAGCGAUCGCAUCAACCUCUAUCCAACAGCCAACUACACACUGUGGCCUGUAGGUUCAGAGAACCAGAUCCUGCGCCCGUGGAUUGUUGUUAACCUGGUGGUGGCACUCUUGGUGGGCUUGGGAUGGGCCGUUAUUGCCACACGUCCAGAAACUGACUACACAGAAGAGUUUUUAAUGAUGAUGGAAGUGGAGAGAUACCCCAGAGGAGAGGACAACCUGGACAUUCCUGCCUGAAACAACCCACUCUGUCUUUCUGUGUGUGUAUAUGUUUUUCUAUAAUGGACCAUGCAGAGCUUUAUUUUACUGUGAUUUUGGAAAUAAAUACAGUACUAAAG
Messenger RNA from Thalassophryne amazonica, 1436 nucleotides. RefSeq names its product transmembrane protein 237a (gene tmem237a). The coding region runs from base 235 to 1335 and encodes 366 amino acids. The record is from RefSeq and is a predicted model, not a curated record. Gene Ontology annotation, cellular component: ciliary transition zone. The transcript is spliced from 11 exons. Lineage: Eukaryota; Metazoa; Chordata; Actinopteri; Batrachoidiformes; Batrachoididae. Gene Ontology annotation, biological process: cilium assembly.